AUGGGGGGAGGGAAAGAGGUGAGUGAGCGGAAGAGUUGGGAUGGGUGCAGAGAAGAAUGUCGUGGCAAGGUUGAACCAAAAGUCCAAGUCGCCGUUGCGCAGUUCGGUUCCGAGUCCCAUCGGUUCCAAUCCAAACACAGCUUGCGUAGCCUCUGCGCACUCUGCGCAUCCACGACCGCCGCUGUCGCGUUCACCACGGCGACUGUCCUGCUCGUACCCGCCGGCAUCUACAUGACAAUCGACACGCUCCCGCCGUCGCGAGCCGUUGUCUACUACACGCCGAACGUGCCUCUCCCGGCCACUGCACCCCCACCUCCUACUACUACACCUGCUCCCGGCGCACCCGCACCAGCGCUCGUCUCUACAACACCAAAUACGUGGGCCUCGCUCGCCACGCCCAACUCGAAGAAUUGGGACCCGGGCUGCCCGGUCGUUGCACAGGAGUCGCGCGCCAUGAGCGAAGCCGUGCCCGCAACCUCGAGCAGCAUCGUGCCCCCGAGCAGCACGUAGACGCCCACAAAAUGGGGCCGUGCUGUCCCUUCUCGCUGGGACAUUGGAGAAUGUCUUGGAUGAAUGUACGACAUUCUAUGUUAAUUCAUUCAAAGAUAUAUACUUGUACUUCAAUUUCCAAUAUAUAGUCUACUAUACUAGCUGCUUUCUCUGACGUCUCAAUGCUUUACAUGGCACUACUUGUCUAAAAUCCACGUUGCUCCACCCACACGUAAUUUACUCAACCAAAAUCAAACCGAAACUUCG
This is a messenger RNA of Coniophora puteana RWD-64-598 SS2, 756 nucleotides long. RefSeq lists its product as uncharacterized. NCBI's taxonomy places the organism in Eukaryota, Fungi, Basidiomycota, Agaricomycetes, Boletales, Coniophoraceae. The transcript is spliced from 2 exons. The record is from RefSeq and is a predicted model, not a curated record. The coding region runs from base 1 to 510 and encodes 169 amino acids.